AUGUCUUGGAAAGAAACUAUUACUCCCUCAGUACCAUCAACUUCAACAUCUCAUGUCACUCCGAAUAAUGAAACCAUAUCAUCAACACCGAUUCAUGCAAUAAACAUUCCACAUACAUUGUCUAGCGGUAACAUUAAUUCUUCAUUAGAAAAUUUAAAAAGAUCUGGUAUUCAGCGACACAUAGAAUCUAAUAUACUUAAACUUGAUAAAUCCACACCAAAACAACGUGAACUCGAAGAAAAACGAAUUACACUAAGAAUACAAAGGAUAGACAUUUUAAUAGUUUGUUUAACAUUCUAUACAGCUCUUGCAAUGCAAUGGCUUACAUUAUUAGGACUUUCAACAUCAUUUUCAAAUUUCUUAUAUGAAUUAUUUAUUAAAUCUUUUAAUAUUACACAAUGGAAUUUUAGAGAUAUUCAAACUAUUGGAAAAAUUUCAGGUGCUACAACAAGUUUACAAAUUAUUUUUUCUAUUAUAUCAACUUUUAUAAUGAUUUUAUAUAAAAUAUUUUAUAAUGCAAGAAAUAUACCUUUAAGUUUUAGAGGACCAAUUUAUUUUGGAGGAUUAUUUCAAUUCUUUAAUAUAUUUCGACCUAAAAUUAACGAACAUAAUUUAGCAGUUAAAAAAUUAGAUGGUAAAUUUCAUCAAUAUUUAGGUAUAUUAAGUCAAAGUUUAAUUAUAAUUACAGCAAUUAUAAUAGCAUGUGAUAAAUUAACAAAGAUUAAUAAUAUUACUGGUGAAGAUAUAAAUGAUUUAUUAUCAGGGUUAAUAGAUAAAUCAUCAUUAAUAUCAAGAGAUGUUAAUCAAACAUUUAUUCAAUCUCAACAAGAUGCGACAGAAGUAGCAUUAUCAGUUAAACAUGCUGCAAUAUUUACGAAAACUACUUUAAUGGUAUCUAUACUUGCUAUAAUUAUGACUUCACUUUUAAAUAUUAUAAAUUGGAUGAGAGAGAUUUGGCAAGCAAAUCAUGAUAAUAUUAUUAUUUAUGAAUUAUUUAAAUGGAUUACAAGAUUAAUUGUUUGUAAACCUUGUUGUUGCUGUGGUAACAAAUCUGAAGGUAGUGAUAUAUCUGAGGAAGAAUUUGAUAUGAAGAGAGCAAAACUUGAUGAUAAAAUUGCUCAAUAUAAUCGUACUAAUAUGAGAUAUAAUCAUUAA
This is a messenger RNA of Dentiscutata heterogama, 1155 nucleotides long. Lineage: Eukaryota; Fungi; Glomeromycota; Glomeromycetes; Diversisporales; Gigasporaceae. The record is from the annotation of a GenBank genome assembly.